Messenger RNA from Ambispora leptoticha, 339 nucleotides. The record is from the annotation of a GenBank genome assembly. NCBI's taxonomy places the organism in Eukaryota, Fungi, Glomeromycota, Glomeromycetes, Archaeosporales, Ambisporaceae.
AUGAGUCACAGAGAUCAGUAUCCGAUAUUGUCAUUCCGACGCGAAAUAGUACCCGGAUUACUUGAUUGGGUAACUGUAGUUUUUCCUGAUCCUUCAGUCGUCUUGGUUAUUGUAGUUCCUCCUGUUGUUGAUGAUUCUCGAUUAUUUUAUUGGAUAACUGUAGUUUCUAUUGAGUUUGGAAUUUUAAUAGUUACUUCCGAAUCUCUUGGUUUUCGAGUUGUAGAUACCUUCGGAUUAUUUGGGCUUGGAGGUGUAGGUACUUCCGGAUCCCGGGAUGUUAUUCGUGUCUUUACGGUAUAUAAAACCGGAUCAACCGAUAUGCGCAAUUUUACUUCGUGA